AUGGCUGGGACAUAUCGACUGUCCCCUCUCAAUGAAGGUGACGAGACCCUAAAUUUUGCCAGUCUCUUAAGGAAGCUCCCUGGCUCUAGAGGACCCACAAGCACAGAACUAUGGGCCGUCUGUUGGCAGAGUGUGAAGAUCUUAGGAGAGGUUAACAAACUUGGUGAUUUUUUCCAAACACUUUGUAUCACGCCUUUAACCCUUGCCUUUGAACUGGACACUGGUUACCUGCGGCUUCUCGAUUUGUAUGUAGACCCAGAUGUGAAGUUUGUACCCCCAGAAUAUGAGACACAAGGAAACAGCGACAGGUCCCACCUCUAUUCCUUAGGCAAGACUCUUCUCUCAGCCAAGCCCCAUCCACCAAGAGAAACGAGUGACACCUACAACGCUCUACUGACCAGGCUGACAUCCCGUGCCCCAGAGGAUCGACCCAGCGUGGAGGAGGUGGAACGAGUUUGUUUGGAGGCACUUGGAGGUGAGGACCCCUUAGCCAUCUGUCUGAAGUUGUUCAACAGAGCAGGGGACAGUGAUCUACAGCAGCAGCAGCAGCAGCAACGCUAUUCAGGUGUCCAUGAUAAUUGUGUUGUGUUUCCUGAGAACAUAAAGCAAGAAUUAUCCAAAGCUGAUUUUUUGAAACUGGCACCAAAUGAUGUAAAACUCUCAGCCCUCAAAGACACCAAACUGGCAGAAGAAUACCACCAUGGAUGUUCUUCUAAAGAAGGAAUUGAAAGUUGCAGGCAAUUAGAACCUUUUGUAGAUAGUUGUUCACAGAUAAGAUCACUCCCUCUGGAAUCUGGAUUACCAUUUACCAAAGUGGAAUGCUCUGUUGGAAAAUCUGUUGCUGAAGUAAAACCAGUCAGCCGUGACAGAGUUGCUGAUUUCUCUUGUGUUGAAAUUUGUGGAUUGAAGGAAAGUAACCGAGAAUCCACAGAGUGUGAAGACAAACAGAAUUCGGUCCAGGAAGAAACCCUGAGAAAGGGAGAUAUUCUACUGAAUUUCUCAAAGAACCAAGUCAACAACAAGAGUAAGGGUCAUGCAAUAAAGGUGGACAGUUUUAAGGAGAGACAUGGAAAGACUUUUGAAGAAGUUCCUUCCCAAAGUGAACAUUAUAAAAUUUAUAAUCCAGAUAUUGUUCUUGGUUCAAUGUCGGGCGUAGAAGCAGAAGACAUUGUGAGUGGUGACACGAGUAAUGAGGCUGAUGAUGGUGAUGUUGAUAAUGAAGAUGAUGAUGUCACAACAGAAAGAAUCAAAAGUUGUGAAGGGUCAGUCUUUAAUAACAACAUUCUAACUCAACAAGAUCUUGCAACCGAUUUCCUGCCCAAUGACACAGAAACACAUGGGAACAUUUCCUCAAUUGGCAAACAGAUUUUGGCGAAUGACGACUGUAGCAAUUUAGAUGAAGGUUCUGCUGUGGAACUUACCCGUCUCAGUAAUGCCGACCGAAGUGUUCUCUGGAAUUUCGAAGAGGGCAAAGUAAACCUUGUCGAUCUCAUCCUUGGAGAUAAUGGUGAGAAUGAGUCAAUUAAGAGAGACAACCCUAGAAUAGAACUAAAGAGGACAUUUAACAAAGAAACCAAUAUUUCUACAAGUGGAAACACUUCAAGAAUUAUGAGUGGAGAAUCUCAGACAUUUUCUGUCACAUCUGGAACCAGUGUUACUCAAGAAGCAACAAGUAUUAUGUCUGGUGUCAGCCUUAAUCUUCAGACAACCAUUCUUUCUGGUACAAACUUCAUCAAUGAAUCAUUCGACAAGAAUUCUGAGUUUCAAAAUACUUUGCAGCUGAUGUGCACAACUGAAGGAAUUAAAGUCACUGAAGACAGAGAAAUGGCAAGUGGAGAGAAUUGCAGAAGGCAGAGCAGCACUGACAGCGAGCAUGAGGACGAGGAUGAUGGGGGAAAAGAUGAUAACAACGAGUCUCUGUUGGAAGAGAUGCAGGAUCCAACACACAUCACAGCAGAACAGGCCCAGGAGAAAUUAAGAAACAUUGCUCAGACCAAGGUGAUUACACUGCAGGACAUCAUCGACGUCAGUGGAUUGUACUUUGAUGAGAUUGAAAUCUGGGCCUUGUGCAGAGAAGCUAUUCAGUCUUUGCAGAAUAGCCCAAACAUUGUGUUAUAUGAUGAACUGGACAUGGUUGGGCUGCAGCCAGAUGGACAUAUGGCGUUCACUGACCAACAAAGGAUCACACAAGAGUAUAGCAAAGAUACGGCGAUCAACGAGAAGCUGAACGUUGCUGUCCGCAGUGUUGGUGUGAUGCUGUGCCGAGCUGGUGGAUCAAAGUGCUCAACAUCAAUAGCAGAGUUGAAUAUGUCUGAUGACAUCACAGAUCUGAUUGGCAGUAUGACCCUUUCUCAGCCGCAAGAAACAGUGUCGUUUGAAGAGUUGUGUCAGAAAUGCGAAGACCAUGAAAGAACUGCGAUGUAUACGUCUGAGAAUAUCUGCCAGAGUCUUUAUGAAGAAUGUUGGCACAAAUUGGCAAUGAAAAUUGAAGAAGAUGGCGCCAGCUCUGAAGAAGAUUUUGCAAGUAAUGGAGAUCUAAAUGAUGCUAACUCUGACAAAUCAGUUAAAGAUACUUCCUUUGAUAAUGGUUCAGGUGAUACACAGAAAUCAGCCUUUGUAUUCGUGUUAAACCAGCCGGACAAACCCCAAAGUAAGGUCCUCAACAGCGAAAAUGUGGACUUUGCUGUCCCCCAUGCCUUCAGGUCAGUGGCUACUCAUUUCAAACCAAUAGUCGUGAAUUCAGAAAGAUUCCCUGCCAUUGGUGAGGAGGAAGAAACAGGUGUGAUGCUGGAAGCCCCAUCAUCACAAGAGACUUCUCAAAGAAAAAGACAUUCAACUUCUCCAGUUCUUACCCCAGGUCAGCGUGUUGUUGAGAAACUGAGACAACUGGAGCAAGUUUACACCAAACGGUACCCUAGGGCGACCUCAUUUGGGUCCAGACCCCAAAAGACACUUGAGUCAAAAGCAACCAAAGUCGAGAAUGUUCCACCAGGUGAGGCGGCUGGAAGAGGAGACUUAUGUUUGUCCCAGAGAUUUGAUAUGGAACAACUUGCUGAAAUGAUUCUGAACAAACUCCAAGAUCAAAAGACAACAAGUUGCAAACCGAUUCUGCCACCGAAGAUGUCUGAAUAUCAGGCGUUGGCCUAUGACAACCAGCAGCUGCCCGUAGUGAUGGUUCCAGCUCAAAAUCUUACCAUGACAAUGGGUCCUCCAUUGGUCCCUGCUUGUGAAACUAAUCAUGGAGAGGUGGCCAGGUGUGGCUUUAAUAAAAUCAAGUCCCCUCAGUCAAUGGCUUGCCUUCAAUGUGGCACUCAGUCUGCUAGUUCCAUUUCGGUUUCUUCUUCUCCUUCUUCCACCAUAUCGUCUGCUUUACCAAAUUUCUCAGAGACUCCGACAAGUAACCAAUCGAAAUAUUCUUGCUCCGACAAUGACGGGAAGGAAAUGGCAGUGGAUUCUUGCAACUGUGGCAGAUCAAAGCAAACCCUGAAACUACAGAGCAACACAAGCAGCAACAGCAGCAGCAGUUGCUGUCAGUUGUGUCUCGAUGAAAAGCAAAUCCUGUUUCCCCAACAAUCUCAGUGUGAAGAACUCUCAAGGAAUUUCGAUGGGUUUCUUGGCCAUAAACUUCAUUUUCAAGAACAGAACUUUGAUGGCGCUAAUGGGGAAUGUUUAAAGACCUCCUGGCAGCAGAGUGAUCAACUACAACAAAAGCAACAUCAGCGAUAUCUUCCCCACCCCUGCACCCACCACCAACGCCACCAACAACAACAACAACAAGAAAAGCUGCAUCAACAACACCAAAAUCAUUGUCAAGAACAGAAGCUGCAAAAACAAUGUCAGAAUGAGGAAUACCAACAACAACAACAACAACAACAACAACAACAACAACGAUGUCUGCAUUCGCCUCCUUCUUCUCUCCUUCCUUCUCCACACCACCAACACCACCACCACCACCACCACCACAACCAUCAUCAUCAACAGCAGCAACAACAAGAUGAACCAAACCAAUUAGAAGAUUGCUACCAGCAGCAGCAGCAGCAGCAGCAGCAGCAGCAGCAGCAGCAGCAGCAGCAGCAGCUUCUUUAUCAAUGUCACUACCUUCAGCAACACCAACGACUCCAUCAUUGUCAUCAUCAUCAUCAUCAUAAUAGUCAUUAUUCUCACCACCAGCUACAGACUCCUCAGCAACACCACCAGCAACAGAUGAAUGAUAGCCCCUUAAUCAACAGCUCCGAAAUCAAUGAGAAAAACAACAACAACAACAACAACAGUAAGAAUAGAAGUAGUUGCAGCAAUGAAAAGUUUCCAACAGGUGACAGAAGAGAGUCCACAUGUGGCGUCCACCAUCAACAAAAUGCAACAGAGAGUCAGAACGUUCAUGUGGCAUCAAUUGUGAAUCCACGCAUCAGUGACAAUGAUGACGACAACAGCAACAAUGACAACAACAAAAAUGGUUCUGUGAUGAGAAUAUUUGAUGACUGGAACCAGCCCAAUGUCUGUGAGAAGAGCUGUUGCAAUGGUGGCAUAAAUGUCUGCAAUGAAGAUCUGCAUUUCAAUGGCAAAGCUUUGGAAUGUGAUGGUUCGUCUGACCAUGCUGUCGACUGCUUGAAAUGUCAACUCGAUCGAAUUCUUUGUUCUUUACAGAAGACGUGUUUCCACUGCAAGAAGAUGCAAAGCUGUGGCAGACAUAUUGCUGGGCAUCAACAACCUUGGAAGGAAUUCAAUGAAUGCUGUGAAAAGAAUCUAAAUGGUUCUUAUAUCCACAGAGAAAACAAUCCAAGCAAUAGGUCACACCAAAUUCUUUCUCCUGUGUCAUUGGUUGACUGUCAAACCCAGAAUGAGUACAAAAUGAGUUCAAGGAAUGAAUGCAGCAUUAAAAGACACUUAGGUCGUUCUUCUGUCUGUGCAAAACAAAUUUCUGAAGAAACUGUUCUAGAUGCUGACAUCACAGGAAUGGCUAGGUGUCCCUGCCUGAAAGGGUCCAUGCCAAAUAUCAGUUAUGAAGGGUCUCCAUUCAAAGAUGAAUCUAAAGAAGUCAGCAAAAAUCCUUGUUCAAAAGAAACUCCAUUAUGUGCCCAGUGUGAAAGAAUUCCAAAUAUUUCCACUCCAUUCAUAUCUCCCAGGAACGAGUGUCAAGGCGCUAAAGAAAAUGGAGGGCAAAUUGAACUUUGGCAGCAAGCUGAUAUCAGUGAGAAAAAGCAGAACAGCAGCCGAGAGGACCAAUCAAAGAUGUCAGAAGUGUUUGGAACUUAUUGUAGAGCAGACAAAAUAGUUGCCAAGCAACUGAGCUUGGUUUACAAAAUCAUGGAUUUACUCCAACCAAAGUCAGCUUCAAAUUCAGCUGUUAACGAAGAAUCAGACCGUUUUCUAAUAAGUGCAGGGAUCGGUAGUUUAAAAGGUUUACCAAAAGACAAGUUCCGGUUAAGUGUUGCCACAAUGUAUCCUAAACAACAGUGGGAACAGCAAUGCUUGGAAGCGGUCUUUGAUCUCAUCAAUGGAGACUCAACCCUGAAGGAGGAACCAAGGUGGAAUGAGGACUUGUCCCAGCAGGCAGACCAGGAAUCGUCUGGAAAGUGGCAUCUGUUUGAUAGUCUUGAAAUGACCAGCCACCAAACUCAGAGGAAUUUUUAUACUCAUUCAUCAAACAAAGACCAUAAGAUGGAACCUCAACCAAGAGAGACAAAAUCCACACAAAACGUCUCCUUGGAAUCUGUCGGGCAACAUAGGAAUCUGUCAGGUGAAAACUGUGAACAUUUUACAGAUAUAAGUAUUCUCAAGAAUUUUGCUUAUGAUGAAGACGUCUGUUGUGACCAGGGGGAAGUUGUGUACCUGAGAUCAGAUCCUGUAAAUAUGAAGGCUUUUCAGAAGCAGGAACUGAUUGAGAACCCUCAAAAGAUCUUUCAAUACGGGUUGAAGAGGGAAACAUCAAUGAGUUAUGAUACUGAUGAUGAUGAUGACAAUGGUGAUGGUGGUGAUGAUGGUGGAGGUGGAGGUGGAGGUGGAGGUAGUGGUGGUAGUGGUGGUCUAGAAGGUGUUAAGAGAAAUUUUGGAGAAGAUGACCCUAAAGGUAUGUUCCAGCCUGAUCCUUUUCACACCAGAAAGUUUGAUAAUCCUGGACCAACAGGAGAUAUUCAAUAUCUACAAGGUCUAAUGGAGACUUCAGAUAGGUGCUUGGAUCAAGGAAUGGAUUAUACCAAUCCAGAAAACCAAGGAUCAAAAGAAGAAAUUGAAGAUGAUUUAAGUUACAAGCUUUACAUCAGGGAUAACUUUUUAGAGAGAUCUGAAUCCGGUGAGUGUUCCUUUGGGAAACAUGAAUUCCAAGAGAUCCUGUUGUCUGACACCUCUCAGGAAGACAAGAAAGUGAUAGAAGCAAUCCUUGAAUCUGGUGCCAGUACCAAAAAUGCUGAAGACACAGCAGAAGGAGUUGAUAUCCAGAAAUUCAUGCUCCCAGAAGGAUCUGUUGAAGAUAUACCACAACAAUAUAAGCUUGAUGUUGGAGGUUCUAAUUGCAAUAAAGAAGUGAACAGGAGUGAUGAGUCAAAGACAUCAGAGCAGAGAAGAAAAGUUCCACCAAAUGAAUAUCAACCCGGGAAGGAUUGGAAAUUGGACCAAUGUUUGUUAGAUGGAAAUGUGAAAACCGUGGAACUUAAUGAUCCUAAUUUAAUGACAAUGAUGCAAGAUGAUGAUGAUGAUGAUGACAAUGUGCAACGUACUGGGAAUGUCUUGGAGACAACGAAUCUACCAGCAAAAGAAUCACAGGGUUUCACAGAGUUUUACAGACCUAUCACAAGAAAUAGGUGGUCUAUGCUGAAGGACUAUGCUGAAAGUGACAGCAGAGUUAUUUACCAUUCUGCAGACUUGAUGAAUUUCUCAAACAACAUGGAAGUCAAACAAUUCCUGAAUGAUAUUGACAAAUCUGAUGCCGAGUCUUGGAAGACCAAAUUGUCAACCGUUCAACAACAGGUGAUGCUGAAGAGUAAGGAACAGCAGAAGAUGUGCAGGUUUUACCUCAAAAUCAAGACAAAGGCUGCAUGGAGUAAAAGUAAACUUCAGUUUAUUAUAAUAACAUUUCUUUCUGAUGUUUUGUAGUGGUUUUGGGGUAUUCUAAGUGUUAUGUGCAGGAGAUUUGUAGAACGCUUGUGAUGUG
This is a messenger RNA of Octopus bimaculoides (California two-spot octopus), 7147 nucleotides long. RefSeq lists its product as uncharacterized. Gene Ontology annotation, molecular function: guanyl-nucleotide exchange factor activity. NCBI's taxonomy places the organism in Eukaryota, Metazoa, Mollusca, Cephalopoda, Octopoda, Octopodidae. The record is from RefSeq and is a predicted model, not a curated record. Gene Ontology annotation, cellular component: neuronal cell body; guanyl-nucleotide exchange factor complex; dendrite. Gene Ontology annotation, biological process: small GTPase-mediated signal transduction; regulation of dendrite morphogenesis.